AUGGCCUCCUCGGGGCGGGGCCACCCGACGGGCCCGCGGGCCGCCUCGACGGCCGCCGCCGACGUCACCGCCCCCGCACCGCGCCUGCGCGUCCUGAUCGCCGCUCCCCCGCUCGCGCUCCGGCCGCGCAUGCGCCUCGGGCCGCCACAACCGUCCCCCGGCAGUCGCUGGGCCGGCACUGCGCCUGCGCGCCCCGACCUCGCGACCCAAGGGGCGCUGCGGCGCCGCGGCGCCCUCCCUCUGGGCGCGCGACCUUUGACCCGGAAGCCGGCUCCCGGCGCCAAGAUGGCGGCGGCCUUUGAGGGUCCGCUGCGGCGGGCGCUGUCGUCGGGGCCUCCGGCGGCGGGCGAGGUCCGGGCCGCCUUCCUGCGGUUCUUCCGGGACCGACACGGACACCGCCUGCUGCCGUCCGCCUCCGUCAGGCCCCGCGGGGACCCCAGCCUCUUCUUCGUCAACGCCGGCAUGAACCAGUUCAAGCCGAUCUUCCUGGGCACGGUGGACCCGCGGAGCGAGCUGGCCCGGUACCGGCGGGUGGCCAACAGCCAGAAGUGCGUGCGGGCCGGAGGGCGGCACAACGACCUGGAAGACGUGGGCCGGGACCUCUCCCAUCACACCUUCUUCGAAAUGCUGGGCAACUGGGCCUUCAGGGACGACUACUUCAAGGAGGAAGCCUGCACCAUGGCCUGGCAGCUACUGACCCAAGUCUACGGGAUUCCCGAGGAGCGGCUUUGGGUCACCUAUUUUGGCGGGGCUCCCGCCGAGGGCCUGCCUCCGGAUGAGGAGAGCCGGGAGAUCUGGCUCAGCCUGGGGGUGCCCCCCGGCCGGAUCCUACCCUUCGGAAGCCGCGAGAACUUCUGGGAGAUGGAAGAGACGGGGCCGUGCGGGCCCUGCACGGAGAUCCACUACGACCUCCGGGGGCCGGGGCCGGGCCCCCCGCGGCUAGUGGAGCUGUGGAACCUGGUCUUUAUCCAGUAUAACAGAGAGGCAGACGGGAGCCUGCAGCCCCUGCCCCAGAGACACGUGGACACGGGCAUGGGCCUGGAGCGACUGGUGGCCGUGUUGCAGGGAAAGGACUCCACCUACGACACUGACCUCUUCUCCCCGCUGCUGCACGCGAUCCACCAGGGCUGCGGGGCGCCCCCGUACCGGGGCCGUGUGGGACCCGGGGACCGGGGCCGCGUGGACACGGCGUACCGCCUGGUCGCCGACCACAUCCGCACCCUGAGCGUCUGCAUCGCCGACGGCGUCUUCCCCGGCGCGUCUGGAGCCUCGAUGGUUCUUCGGAGGAUCCUGCGCCGGGCCAUUCGCUUCUCUUCAGAGGUGUUGCGAGCUCCACCCGGGUUCCUGGGCGGCCUCGUGCCCACCGUGGUGGACGUGCUGGGAGACGCCUACCCGGAGCUGCGGAAGGAGAAGGCCCAGAUCAUCAGCUUGGUUGACGAGAACGAGGCCACGUUCCUGUCCUCCCUGCAGCGUGGACGCCACAUUAUCGACAGAGCCCUGAAGCGGCUUGGCCCCUCACAGCCCUUCCCCGCUGAAAUGGCCUGGUCCCUGUCGGUGUCCGGGCAUCUCGGGCUGACCCUGGACCUGGUGGAACUGAUGCUGGAGGAGAAGGGAGUGGAGCUGGACAAGGCGGGGCUGGAGCGGCUGGAGCAGCAGGAGCGGCAGGACGAAGCCAAGGCCUCGGCCCCGCAGGUCCAGCUGGCUCGAGGCCCCAGUCUGCAGCUGGACGUCCACGCCCUGGGCGAGCUGCAACGCCGUGGGAUCCCCCCGACCGACGACUCGCCCAAGUACCGUUACUCCCUGCAGCCUGACGGGAGCUACGAAUUCGGGGCCUGCACGGCCAACGUGCUGCAGAUGUAUGGAGCGGACGGAGCGGCGGUGGAUGAAGUGGGGGGCGGCCAGAAUUGCGGCCUUCUCUUGGACAGGACCAGUUUUUACGCCGAGCAAGGCGGGCAGGCGGGGGACAGAGGCUACCUGGUGAUCGAGGGGCAGCAGGACGUGCUGUUCCCGGUGGCCGGGGCCCAGCUGUCCGGCGGCUUUGUCCUGCACGAGGUGACGGCCUAUGAGCGUCUGCGGGUGGGGGAUUGCGUGCAGCUGUUUGUGGAUGAGGCGUGGCGUCUGGGCUGCAUGGAGAAGCACACGGCCGCCCACCUGCUGAGCUGGGCGCUGAGGCAAGUUCUGGGGCCGGAGGCGGCUCAGCGAGGCGCUCACCUCAGCCCCAAGCAGCUCCGCGUCGACGUGGCAGCCAAGGAGAAGCCGAGCCCCGAGCAGCUGCAGGCGGUGGAGGGAGCCGUGCGAGCAGCCGUGGGGCGAGACGAGCCCGUGUACACGGCCGAGGUGCCCCUGGGGCAGACCGCCGCCGUCCCUGGCCUGCGUACCCUGGAUGAGGUGUACCCAGAUCCGGUGAGGGUUGUGGCCGUGGGGGUGCCUGUGGCCGAGGCCCUGGACCCCAACUCGCGGGCGGCAUUGCAGACCUCCGUGGAACUGUGCUGUGGCACGCACCUGCUGCGCACGGGGGCCAUAGGGGACCUGAGCAUUGUCGGGGAGCGCCAGCUAGUGAAGGGCACCGUCCGCCUGGUCGCGGUCACCGGGGAGCAAGCCCAGCAGGCCCGAGACACGGGCCAGAGCCUGGCAGAAGAGGUGGAAGCAGCAGCCGAGCGGCUGAGCCGGGGGGUCUUAACCGUAAAGGAAGCCCGGCAGCUCUCCAAAGACGUGGGCCGGACCACUCAAGUGGUGGACAGAGCCCUGAUGCCUCAGUGGCAGCGGCGGGAGCUACAGGCGGCCCUCAAGGAGCUACAGCGCCGUUCCAAUACCACCCUCCGCAAGCUGGAGAUCGGGCAGGCGGCAGAGAGGACCCAGGAGCUGCUGAGCAGGCACCCCGCGGGACCCCUCAUCGUGGACACGGUCCCGGCUGACUCCCUCUCGGUGCUCGUCAAGGUGGUCAACCAGCUGUCCGACCGGAGGCCGGACUCUUCCGUGUUGCUGCUGAGUCCCCAGCCCCUGGGGAAAGUCCUGUGCGCCUGCCGGGUGGCCAAGGUGACGGAGUCCGCCCUGUCCGCCAGCGACUGGGCCCUGGCCGUGUGCGGCUCCAUGGGGGGCAGGGCCCAGGGCUCCCGAUUCCUGGCAAACGGCGAAGGGCACGCUGCCGACCUGGGGGCCGCCCUCUCCGCCGCCCGCGCCUUCGUCGCCCGGGGCCGGCUGUGACCCGGCCCGCCGGAUCGGGAGGAAGCCGGGAGUCCCCGAGGCCGGGGGGCCGGCGUCCGGGGCCAACCUGGCAGCCCCUCUUGGCAUCUCUGCCCGCCUUGGUGGGGUCGGGUGCGGAAACCAGGCUAGCAGGGGCUCUCCGCCCUUCAGAGCAGGGUGGAGGAAGAAGGAGGAUGACGAGCCCUUAAUUCUCCCCCCUCUGCUAAUCACCCAGUCCGGGCAGGUCGGGACUGGGGGAGGCUGCCGAGCCCCCCUGAGGGGCAAGAGGGACUGAUGGAUGAAUCAGUCCAAGGGACUCAAACCUUGAAGCGGGGAGAGGUGAGUUAGUGGGAAGUGGCUGGCAAUUAAACAGUAUUUCCCAGA
This is a messenger RNA of Tachyglossus aculeatus (Australian echidna), 3567 nucleotides long. It is a transcript of the gene AARS2, whose product is annotated as alanyl-tRNA synthetase 2, mitochondrial. NCBI's taxonomy places the organism in Eukaryota, Metazoa, Chordata, Mammalia, Monotremata, Tachyglossidae. The record is from RefSeq and is a predicted model, not a curated record. Bases 1 to 3204 code for a protein of 1067 amino acids. Gene Ontology annotation, cellular component: mitochondrion; cytoplasm. Gene Ontology annotation, molecular function: alanine-tRNA ligase activity; aminoacyl-tRNA deacylase activity; amino acid binding. Gene Ontology annotation, biological process: alanyl-tRNA aminoacylation; tRNA modification. The transcript has 24 exons.